UUGUUCGAUAAAAAUUCAUUGUUUUUAUCGGUGACAAUUGUAUUUAUUACUCAAUAAUUUCGUGAAUAAGAAUUAUAACAGUCCUAAAAAUGUUAAAAUUGAGUGUAGAACAUAAAAAACAUAUGCAAUUAUUGGCAGAACUACCAAUAAAUGUUUUCCAAAGUUGUUGUAAACUAGUCAAUGAUUUUUUUCAUAAAGGGCACAAUUAUAAAGCUUACACAACUGUAGCACACAAGAUCAACAUUGAAUCAGAGAAUAUAAAACAAUGUGUUGAUGGGUUGAUUCAUUUAUUAAUUGAAUGUGUGAAACAUGAGUUGAGUUCUAAAAAAUUUCAAGAAUUUAUUAUUUCACUGGGAUUUGAUGAUAAAAAAGAAGAAUUGCUAAGUAAAUUAUAUACUAGCAAACAAACAACAAUUAAGUCAUCAAUAAAAGAUAUUGGUUUUGAAGUUUUAAAUUAUCAUAAUAUAGAAUGGAGAUUUGAAACACAGGUUGCUUCCAGAUCAAUGUUAACUCAACUAGAGCCUAUAAUAACAAUUGAUCUUGCGUUAAAAAAAAAUACGGACUCUGAUGUAUCAAAGCAUAUUAUUGUACAAUCAGAUCCAACAAAUAUAAUAAAUCUUUCCAGAGAGUUAGAAGUAGCUCUACAGGAAGGUAGAAGUCAGCACAUGCGAAAAAUCCAAAGAAUAGGAAAACAAAUUUAAUAAUAAAAACAAUAUAAACAAUUAUAAAUUGUUAUUUUUCUUACGAUAUGUUAUAAAUUUAACCAUUUUACUUACAUAUAUAUUUUUUUAUAUUCUUAUUGCUAAUAGCAUUGACAUAUCUUUGAAUAGAAAAUGACAGUAAUAUCUUGAUGAAAUUUACAUAUUCUACUUGAGGUAUCUUAUUAUUCAUUUGAAAAAUUCAAAGAAGACCUUUUCUAGACAAACUUUGUUAGUCAUUUAUUAGAAUAUUAAAUUUAUUCAUUUUUUUCGGCUUCCGAGAUCUAUAAAAUCACGAUUCAUAUUAAUUAGAAUUUUAUCAUAUACUAGUCUGUUGAAUAUUAAAAUAUAAAAAUUUGUGAGUUGAUAUUCUUAAUUUUGAUUAAUUUUUUUUAACUGCAGUGUCUGCGUCACGUUUGUGAACUACACAUCAUAAUUUGAAUAAAAAUCACCCAUAUUAUGGCGAAAACUUUGUCAUUAUUUAUUGAAAAUGUGACUGCACAAAAAAUAACAGCCGCUUUUCUUUCUCAAGAUCAAAAUAUAGGACCUCAUGAAGCUCGACAAGGGAUGCGUUUUAACAAUCAAACUGUUGUAGACAAAGUUCCUGACGAUAUGCUUCAUCUAAUCGAUCCUCAUUGGUAUCAAUUUCCACCGAUGAAUCCGUUAUGGCAUUUAAUUUUAGGAAUAGUGAUGGUUAUUAUUGGAAUAAUUGGCUGGUGUGGAAAUGGAGUUGUUGUAUAUGUUUUUUUAAUGACUCCAUCACUCAGAACUCCAAGUAAUCUUCUUGUUGUUAAUUUAGCUUUCUCGGAUUUUUUAAUGAUGGUUAUUAUGUCUCCGCCAAUGGUCAUUAACUGCUGGUACGAAACGUGGAUACUUGGUCCUUUGAUGUGUGACAUUUAUGCAAUGGUUGGUUCUCUUUGUGGUGGAGCAUCUAUUUGGACCAUGACUGCAAUUGCUAUGGAUCGUUAUAAUGUUAUAGUUAAAGGAAUGUCAGGUACCCCAUUUACUAUAAAAAAAGCUUUAUUAGAAAUUCUCUUAAUUUGGUUAUUUGCUGGAAUAUGGACUAUUUUACCGAUAGUUGGAUGGAAUAGAUAUGUUCCAGAAGGAAACAUGACUGCAUGUGGAACUGACUAUUUGACUAAGAAUUGGAUUUCUAAAUCUUACAUUUUGAUUUAUUCAAUCUUUGUUUAUUAUACACCACUUUUUAUUAUCAUCUAUAGUUAUUGGUUUAUUGUAGCGACUGUUGCAGCUCAUGAGAAAGCAAUGAGAGAGCAAGCGAAAAAAAUGAACGUUACGUCUCUUCGUAGUGGUGAACAAGAUUCAACCAGUGCAGAAGCAAAAUUAGCUAAGGUGGCUCUUGUUACAAUAUCACUAUGGUUCAUGGCUUGGACACCGUACUUGGUGAUAAAUUACGCUGGUAUUUUCGAAAGUGCUCAUAUAAGCCCACUUUUUACAAUAUGGGGAUCACUUUUUGCAAAAACAAAUGCAUGCUAUAAUCCAAUCGUAUAUGGAAUAAGUCAUCCAAAAUAUCGGGCUGCAUUAAAAGAGAAAUUGCCAUUUUUAGUGUGCGGGUCUGAUGAAACGGGUAAAAAAAGUGGAAAUGCAUCUGCAACAACUAAUGUCGACAGUCAAUAAUAAUGACUAAAUUACUCAAUAAAUUAUCAAAAAAUAACGUAAUAAAUAAUACAAAGUAGAUAUUAUUGUAGGAAUAAAAUAACCCAAGUAUUUAAGAUUGCCUGAAGGG
Messenger RNA from Chelonus insularis, 2442 nucleotides. RefSeq names its product rhodopsin-like. Gene Ontology annotation, cellular component: plasma membrane. Gene Ontology annotation, biological process: visual perception; cellular response to light stimulus; phototransduction. The record is from RefSeq and is a predicted model, not a curated record. The transcript is spliced from 8 exons. Lineage: Eukaryota; Metazoa; Arthropoda; Insecta; Hymenoptera; Braconidae. Gene Ontology annotation, molecular function: G protein-coupled photoreceptor activity. The coding region runs from base 1158 to 2333 and encodes 391 amino acids.